AUGAUUCCAACAACCGGAUAUCAAACUCAAAUCCCUAAAUUAACAGGACAAAAUUAUUAUCACUGGAAUAUUCAGAUGAGGGUUUUGUUGGAAUCUCAAGAAUUAUGGAACAUAGUAGAAGAUGGAUAUCAGGAACUAGGAACAAAUUCUUCAGAAGAAGCCAUAGCCGCAUACCGAGACUCUACAAAAAAGGAUAGAAGAGCGCUGCAUAUUAUCUUUCAGUCAGUAAACGAAACGGUCUUCGAACGUAUUGCAAUGGCAAAAACGUCUAAGGAAGCAUGGAUCACACUAAACAAAUCCUACAGAGGAGAAAAUCGCGUAAGAACGGUAAAAUUACAAACUCUUAGAUGCAGUUUUGAUUCAUUAAAAAUGAAAGAAAGCCAAACUGUUGAGGAUUACUUCAACAGAACGACUCUAAUUGUGAAUCAACUACGGAUGAAUGAAGAAAACAUUAGUGAACAACGAGUAGUAGAAAAAAUUUUAAGAAGUCUGACUCGAAAUUUUGAGUCCGUAGUUAUUAUUACUGUAGAAGAAACGAAAGACUUGGAAAAUUUGUCCACCGAAGAACUCAUGGGUAUACUUCAAUCUCAUGAACUGCGUAUGAAAUUAUAUGAUGAUGUUCCCAUGGAACAUGCAUUUCAAAUGCAGAAUUCGAAUAUGGACAAAUCUGGACAAACAAUGGGACGGAAACUUGGACACACGGCAAAGUUUUGUCCAAAGAAAGACGUAGAUGAUAAGUCUGACAAUGUACUAAUUCAUAAGGAAGAUGAAUUAGAUGAGCCCCAAGAGGAUACCAUGUUCAUGAUUUUUAACAUGGAAGAAAAAAUUAAGGAAGAUUGCUGGUACUUAGACAGCGGUGCAGCAAUCAUAUGA
This is a messenger RNA of Helianthus annuus (common sunflower), 873 nucleotides long. RefSeq lists its product as uncharacterized. The record is from RefSeq and is a predicted model, not a curated record. The transcript is spliced from 2 exons. Bases 1 to 873 code for a protein of 290 amino acids. NCBI's taxonomy places the organism in Eukaryota, Viridiplantae, Streptophyta, Magnoliopsida, Asterales, Asteraceae.